Esox lucius (northern pike) is the source of this 712-nucleotide messenger RNA. RefSeq names its product gamma-crystallin S-1. Gene Ontology annotation, molecular function: structural constituent of eye lens. Lineage: Eukaryota; Metazoa; Chordata; Actinopteri; Esociformes; Esocidae. Gene Ontology annotation, biological process: lens development in camera-type eye; visual perception. Bases 95 to 628 code for a protein of 177 amino acids. The record is from RefSeq and is a predicted model, not a curated record. The transcript has 3 exons.
CAUAUAUAAAUCUGGCCAAUGCCAGUUGCGAUACCGCUGUGAAAGGGGGGAAUAAACAUUCCGUUAUCAAAAAAGUAAGAGAUAAGCCCCAAUCAUGGACCGCAUUGGAAAGAUUGUCUUUUACGAAGACAAAAACUUCCAGGGUCGCUUCUUUGAAUGCAGUAGCGACUGCCCUGAGCUGAGCUCCCAUUUCAGCCGCUGCAACUCCAUCCGCGUGGAGAGUGGAAACUGGGUGCUGUACGAGAGGCCCAACUACCUGGGCUCCCAGUACGUCCUGACCAGGGGAGAGUACCCUGACUACCAGCGCUGGAUGGGCUACAAUGACAGCAUCAGGUCCUGCCGCAUGAUCCGCAAUACCUCUGCAUUGUUCAGGAUCCGCCUCUACGAGCGUCCAGACUUUGGUGGUCAGAUGAUGGAGUUCAAUGAGGACCACCCUAACCUACCGGAGCGCUGGCGUCACCACGAGGUGCACUCCUGCAAUGUGAUGGACGGAGCCUGGGUGUUUUACGAGCACCCCAACUUCCGCGGCCACCAGUACCUGCUGGAGAGGGGCGAGUACCGCCGCUAUACAGAGUGGAACGCCAUGCACCCCAACGUGGGGUCCAUCCGCCGGGUUCAGGACUUUUAGAGAUGCCUCACUACAUGCCUGUUUAUAAUCAUAACUGUUAUUUGCACAUUUAUUAAUAAAAUUAAAAAGAUUGUGCUCAAAUGA